Messenger RNA from Callorhinchus milii (elephant shark), 3798 nucleotides. It is a transcript of the gene slc9a6a, whose product is annotated as solute carrier family 9 member A6a. Gene Ontology annotation, biological process: regulation of pH; proton transmembrane transport; sodium ion transport. Gene Ontology annotation, molecular function: sodium:proton antiporter activity. Gene Ontology annotation, cellular component: recycling endosome; membrane. The record is from RefSeq and is a predicted model, not a curated record. The annotation marks the transcript as partial. The transcript has 16 exons. NCBI's taxonomy places the organism in Eukaryota, Metazoa, Chordata, Chondrichthyes, Chimaeriformes, Callorhinchidae.
GGUGGUGGUGGAGGAGGUGGUGCUGCUGCUCUGGCCGCUCGGGUCCUGCUGGCCCUGACCCUCGCCCUCUGGCUGGGCUUGUGCCGAGCCCAGGACAGCGCCAUGGAGGACAUCCUGACCGAGAAGAAGGCGGAGGAGAGCCACCGGCAGGACAGCGCCAACCUGCUGAUAUUCAUCAUGUUGCUGACGCUGACCAUCCUCACCAUUUGGCUCUUCAAACACCGUCGCUUUCGCUUUCUGCACGAGACGGGGUUGGCCAUGAUCUAUGGGCUACUUGUGGGAGUUGUUCUCCGAUACGGGAUUCACGUUCCUUCGGAUAUCAGCAACGUGACUCUUUGCUGUGAUCUGGAGACCAGUCCAGCUACUUUGUUAAUUAACGUCAGUGGAAAGUUUUAUGAAUAUACGCUGAGAAGUGAAAUCGGUCCAAAGGAACUCAAUAACGUGGAGGACAAUGAAAUGCUGCAAAAGGUUACCUUUGAUCCUGAGGUGUUCUUCAACAUUCUGCUGCCACCCAUUAUAUUUUAUGCUGGAUACAGUCUUAAAAGGCGUCAUUUCUUCCGAAAUUUGGGAUCCAUUUUGGCCUAUGCUUUUGUCGGCACAGUCAUAUCCUGCCUGGUGAUAGGGCUGAUCAUGUAUGGAUGUGUGAAGCUGAUGAACAUGGUUGGACAGCUGAGUGGAGAUUUCUAUUUUACCGACUGCCUGCUCUUUGGUGCUCUUAUUUCUGCAACUGACCCAGUGACCGUUCUUGCGAUAUUCCAUGAGCUUCAGGCUGACGUUGAUCUCUAUGCCCUUUUGUUUGGAGAAAGUGUCCUAAAUGAUGCAGUUGCCAUAGUGCUGUCUUCGUCCAUUGUGGCAUACCAGCCUGCCGGGGUGAACACCCACAAAUUUGACGUUUCUGCAAUGUUCAAGUCGUUUGGCAUAUUCCUAGGAAUUUUUAGCGGCUCCUUUGCAAUGGGAGCUGCCACCGGAGUCGUGACUGCUCUAGUUACAAAAUUUACAAAGUUAAGAGAUUUCCAGUUGCUGGAAACUGCACUGUUCUUCCUGAUGUCCUGGAGUACUUUCCUGUUGGCUGAAGCAUGUGGAUUUACAGGUGUCGUGGCUGUGCUAUUCUGCGGAAUCACACAGGCUCACUAUACAUACAACAACUUGUCACCAGAAUCCAGAAUCCGAACCAAACAGUUAUUUGAGCUCCUCAAUUUCUUGGCAGAGAACUUCAUCUUCUCCUACAUGGGGUUGGCCCUGUUCACAUUCAAAAACCACAUAUUUAAUCCCACCUUCAUAGUGGGAGCUUUUCUUGCUGUGUUCCUUGGGAGAGCUGCCAACAUCUACCCACUUUCCUUUUUGCUGAACUUGGGCAGAAGAAAAAAGAUUACUUCAAACUUCCAGCACAUGAUGAUGUUUGCUGGUCUAAGAGGAGCAAUGGCUUUCGCUUUAGCUAUUCGGGACACUGCCACCUAUGCACGACAGAUGAUGUUUACAACAACCUUGUUAAUUGUGUUCUUCACCGUGUGGGUGUUUGGCGGAGGUACAACCCAGAUGCUAUCUUGGCUUCGAAUUAGAGUUGGAGUGGAUUCCGAUCAGGACCAGCCUGCAAAUAUUGAAUAUUUACAAGAAGUGGGUGCUAACGAAGGGGGAAGAAGCAGCACAAAAGCUGAAAGUGCCUGGCUGUUCAGAUUGUGGUACACAUUUGAUCACAAUUAUUUAAAACCCAUCUUGACUGACAGCGGACCCCCUCUCACAACCACUUUGCCGAGCUGGUGUGGACCAAUAGCACGGUGUCUAACAAGCCCUAAAGCUUACGAGAAUCAAGAACAGCUGAAGGAUGAUGAUUCGGAUCUUAUUCUGAAUGACGGUGACAUUAGCAUGACCUAUGGAGAUUCGACUAUUGCGAUCACUGAUUCAUCUACUGCUGGCUUCGAUCGGAGGAAUUUGGUUCACAACCUAGAAGAUGCCCAAGAGCGAGAAUUGGCGUUUGGAGACCAUGAACUUGUCAUAAGGGGAACUCGCUUAGUCCUUCCAGUGGAUGACAAUGAACCUCCAUUUAAUCUCAACAUGAAAGAUCACUCUAGGCGUGAUCCAGCCUAACUUCAUCAGCUGCAGGUUUACCUUAAAACCCAGGUCAAGGUAUACUUUAAAGAAAAAUGCACACUGCUCCAAAUCUAAAGCAUGUCUCAAAUUAUGUUAAAGAAUAAGAGGCAACUAUUUAUCAUACUUUGAGCCAUGGUGUUUGAAGGAUUGAAUGUUUCAACAUAGUAAAAGCCUAGGAGUGUGUAUUGUAUUUGAAGAUCUAAAUGGAUUGUUUUUGGUGCAUUGAAUCUCAACAUCUAUUUAAAACUGUCUCCAUUUGCUCUUUUUCUUAAUUCAAUCCACUCUUCUCAGAAACUCUGCCUUCUUUAAAGGUUGAGUCACAAUGUCACAACAUCAUUUGUUAACGUAAAGUGUUUCAUGCCUUGAUAUUUGACCGUCCAGUUAUUUGAGCUGCCUGGAACUUCAUGGCAUCCUGGGAAAUGAAGCGAUGUUUGUGUAGAUUUAAUACUUUUAUACUGUUCAGUGCAUUUGAGGCAGACUACAAAUAGAACAACUUCUUGACAAAUUUGGAUCCUAUUAAGCACUGUUACCAUUUUGAAAUUUGAUUAUAUUUGAGCGACCCCUAGUAGAACAAGUACUUCGGAUGCGUUUCCAUUGCUAAAGCCAAACUUAAAUUAUAUCCAAUAGAACUGAGAUCAGCCAUGUGUGUGCAAAGUGAAUUACUUUGUGGUGGUGUUUGUGAUAAUAUCAAAUUAAGAAAUGGUAGCUGCCACAAUGCACUGACCAGGCGUACUCUGAAUCUCUACCAUCGUUUACAAUCUGUGAUCUGUAUUUGGCGCUGAUCAGAAUUGAAGCCGGGUGAAUUUCAUUUGAAUUGAACCAAAUGAAUUGGUUUGCUUAUCCACACACUUCACAUAUGGUAUAUUCCAAUUUCAGUGCGGAAAUAACUUGUGGCUUUAAUAUGGAGUGAAUACAAUAGUGCAUUGUAGAACAUGGCAAGGCUCAUAGUAUUCAUCAGUUACCACAUUCCUUUGAAAAGCAGUUAUUUACGUGCUAUAAUCACAACUGUAGGUUGUUUACUUUUGAGCAUCUAUUAUUUAAAUGCAUAUUCACAAUCCCUGUGGUCUGGUUUGGAACGCGAUAUCACAAAUUGGAACCUUUAUUUACAACUGGGAAUAAACUAAACUAUUGUGUUUAUUGCUGGUGGCAAGCAACUUCCCAGGAUGCUGAUUUGUAAGUGACUCAAUGGAGAUGCAUUGGGGAAAAUCUAGAGUGACUCGCUUGGAAAUGGAUCUGUCUGCUCUCUUAGCCAUUUGAAAGUUCCCUGGAUUAACUGAUGGGUCUGAAUGUGGUUGGGAACAUUGAAUGUGAUCAUCCCUGACAGGAGGCCUGAAACCUACCACUCCAUGCCACAAGCAAUGUUAACUUGCUGGCUCUGUCACUUUGCUGCCUUUUCAGGUUAAUUGGGCUUCAGGCAAACAGCGUUAUUUACGUUAUUAUGUUAUUACGUUCCCUAGUUCAGAUUAACCUUUAGUAUUACAUCGAUUAGGAGUGUUACUAGGUUGUAAAACAUAUAGAGUUUUGGAUUGAUAUACACCACGAGUGGUUUAGUGCCCCAUAAGAAUGAGUGUGCAAGAGCGAUAAAGAUAAUAACAAACAUUUUUCAAUAAUGUAUUCAAAUGUACUCUCAGCUUUUGUACGAUUGCUUGCUUGGUCCACCUUGUUUCUGAAGAAAAUAAUUGCAUGAAAAUAAAAUGAUUUUGAUUGGAA